Molecule: messenger RNA, 1221 nt
Organism: Effrenium voratum
Lineage: Eukaryota; Dinophyceae; Suessiales; Symbiodiniaceae
Source: the annotation of a GenBank genome assembly
AUGGCAGAUUUUCACCAGAACGGCGCCGUCGCCACGCUUCACAAUCUGCGCACCCGCACGCCCGAGGAUCUCGAGCGCGAACUGAUCACCAUCACCGGCCGCCAGAAGGUGACGCUGAUCCUUCCCUCGCUCUAUUCCGAGCUCGAGGGCCCUGCCCUGCCUGCCAUUCUGGACGAACUGAACACGGUCAAGUUCAUCCACCAUGUGGUGAUCGGCCUCGAUCGCGCCACCCGCAAGGAAUACAAGGCCGCGCGCAAGUUCUUCGACCGGCUCGAACUGCCCCAUUCGGUUCUGUGGAACGACGGACCGCGCUUGCGCGCCAUCGACGAGCGCCUCGCCAGCGCCGGCCUGUCGCCGACCGAACCGGGCAAGGGCCGCAAUGUCUGGUACUGCAUCGGCUACACGCUGGCGCGCGCCGAAAGCGACGUGAUCGCGCUGCACGAUUGCGACAUCCUCACCUAUUCCAAGGAGAUGCUGGCGCGGCUGGUCUAUCCGGUCGCCAACCCCGAAUUCGCCUACCAGUUCUGCAAGGGCUAUUACCCCCGCACCGCCGACGGCAAGAUGAACGGCCGCGUCAGCCGGCUUCUGGUCGCACCGCUGCUUGAAGCCAUGCGCAAGACCAUCGGCGAACGCGACUAUCUCGAUUAUCUGCGCUCGUUCCGCUAUCCGCUCGCCGGCGAAUUCGCCAUGCGCACCUCGAUCCUGCCGGCCAUGCGCAUCCCGUCCGACUGGGGGCUGGAGAUCGGCACGCUGUCCGAAGCAUGGCGCAAUCUCGCCCCGCGGGCGGUCUGUCAGGUGGAGAUUUCCGACGCCUAUGACCACAAGCACCAGCCUUUGUCCGAGGACGAUGCCAAGAAGGGCCUGUCGCGCAUGUCGACCGACAUCUGCAAGGCGCUGUACCGGAAGCUGGCGACCGACGGCACGGUGUUCUCCAAGGAGACCUUCCGCGCGCUCAAGGCGAGCUACUACCGCACCGCGCUCGACUUCGUCGAAGCCUAUUACAACGACGCCCGCAUGAACGGCCUGCAUGUCGACCGGCACAAGGAGGAGCGCGCGGUCGAGCUGUUCGCCGGCAACAUCGUCGAUGCGGGCAAGACCUUCCUCGACAACCCGAUGGAAACGCCCUUCAUUCCCGCCUGGUCGCGCGUCCAGGCCGCCGACCCGGACCUGGUGCGGGAUCUGUUCGAGGCGGUGCAGGCGGACGAUGAGGAAUUUGCGUAG